GAUGAAAAAACAAAAAAUCAUACUACUAUAAUCCACAACGCACUCCUUUUUUUUAUUCAUAAAGAACGGCCUGGCCGUAUUGCUACGCACUCCUUGAUGCUGCAUGAUAAGCUGACAAAAGUGACGUCAAAAAACAAUCAUUACUUAUCUUUGAUGUGGUCAGACGUGCGGUAGGUCUGGACUGAUGCACCCACAACAAACCAGCGCCCCGAUCGGAAUCACGUACCACCGUUGUCCAUUCCAUAAUCUACGCACGCGUCUCCGAUUACACUAAUCAGAUCAUAGGACGCGAUCUAUAAAAUUUUUGCCGAGCGCGUACCGGACGUCCAUUCGUUGGUAGUUGGUAGCUCGGAACGGAAUUGUUUCUGCACACGUUGUUUGCACAUCAUGCCGGGCGAAAUUAUUGAGUACACGCUGGCGGAAGUGGCCCUGCGCAACGGUAAGGCGGGCAAUCCAACGUGGAUUGUGAUUCGGGACAUCGUGUACGAUGUAACGCAUUACAUGGAGGACCACCCGGGUGGCAGUGAGCUGAUUUCCGAGUGGGCCGGUAAGGACGGUACGAAGGGUUUUGAUGACUUUGGCCACUCGUCGGAUGCGAUGCGAUUGCUGAAACCGUUGCAAGUUGGUGUACUGGUUGUGAGCGAUCAAGCAAAGAAUCGUGGUAAGAGCGUGGCUGGUGGCCAAACGAAGGCAGCAGAAGACUUGACGGAAGAGGAACUCAUGAAGAAAAAGCGCAGCAAACGGCGUAUGUUUAUUCUGUGCGGUUAAGUGGACCAGAGGGACCGGAACCGCAGAGAAGUGUUCAUAACAUUUGUGAUAUCUACUUAUAAUAAUCAGUAGCGUGUUAAGUGGCAUGGAAGGUUUUAAAGGGAAAAAUGAUAAAAAUAGUAAUUU
Molecule: messenger RNA, 894 nt
Organism: Anopheles stephensi (Asian malaria mosquito)
Lineage: Eukaryota; Metazoa; Arthropoda; Insecta; Diptera; Culicidae
Product: cytochrome b5-like
Exons: 2
Coding region: 388-768 (126 amino acids)
Cellular component (GO): membrane; intracellular membrane-bounded organelle
Molecular function (GO): heme binding
Source: RefSeq, a predicted model, not a curated record